Menidia menidia (Atlantic silverside) is the source of this 384-nucleotide messenger RNA. The record is from the annotation of a GenBank genome assembly. Lineage: Eukaryota; Metazoa; Chordata; Actinopteri; Atheriniformes; Atherinopsidae.
AUGGUACACUCAGCCAAGCAGACCACCCUCCUUAGGGCCAAGAGGUUAUCCUGGGUGCUGCUGCCUAUCCAUGUGGGUGUUGAUGUCAACAGAACAAAUCGCUCUGUUGACGACACUAUCAACCUCAGUCUCCACCACACACUGAUGCACCUGGACCAGCCAAGCUCCUACGUCAGGGCCCUGUUUGUGGAUUACAGCUCCGCCUUCAACAUCAUCCUCCCAGACCACUUGCACAGCAAACUACUUCAGCUACACGUUCCCAGCACCAUCUGUGAGUGGAUCGGUGACUUCCUCACCAACAGAAACCAGCAAUUGCAGAUUGGCAGCUUCUUGUCGGCCUCCCUCACCACCAGUGCUCCACAAGCUCUGCAGUUCAGGUGGUAA